Molecule: messenger RNA, 1629 nt
Organism: Papilio polytes (common Mormon)
Lineage: Eukaryota; Metazoa; Arthropoda; Insecta; Lepidoptera; Papilionidae
Gene: brat
Product: B-box type zinc finger protein ncl-1-like
Exons: 2
Coding region: 1-717 (238 amino acids)
Biological process (GO): negative regulation of translation
Molecular function (GO): protein binding; mRNA 3'-UTR binding; translation repressor activity
Source: RefSeq, a predicted model, not a curated record
AUGCACGUGUCGACACUGAUAUUCGACAAAGAAGGUCGAUUUAAAUUCCAAUUUGGUGAAUGUGGGAAACGGGACGGCCAACUUCUUUACCCGAAUAGAGUGGCCGUAGUACGUACAUCUGGAGAUAUCAUUGUGACAGAAAGAUCACCGACGCAUCAAAUUCAAAUAUACAAUCAAUACGGUCAAUUUGUGCGUAAAUUCGGUGCGAAUAUCCUCCAACAUCCCCGAGGUGUGACAGUCGACAACAAAGGACGCAUCGUUGUCGUCGAGUGCAAAGUGAUGCGCGUCAUUAUAUUCGAUCAAGUCGGCAACGUUCUUCAGAAAUUCGGAUGCUCUAAACACCUCGAAUUCCCCAACGGAGUGGUGGUGAAUGAUAAACAGGAAAUCUUCAUCAGCGACAACCGCGCGCAUUGCGUUAAAGUUUUCAAUUAUGAAGGUAUCUACUUGAGACAGAUCGGAGGCGAGGGAGUAACCAAUUACCCGAUCGGAGUGGGCAUUAAUGCGUCAGGAGAGAUUUUAAUAGCCGACAACCAUAACAAUUUCAACUUGACAAUAUUCACUCAGGAAGGACAACUAGUUUCGGCGUUAGAGAGUAAAGUAAAACACGCCCAAUGUUUCGACGUGGCGCUCAUGGACGACGGUUCGGUUGUGCUCGCCAGCAAGGACUAUCGUCUCUACAUAUAUCGCUACGUUCAAGUACCGCCCAUAGGCAUGUGAACUGCCCGUCCUUACAGGAGAUACGAAUCAUACAAAAACUAAGCCAAAAAAGCUACUAUCGAAAUCGUAAUGUUCACAUAACUGAUGUUAAUAACGGUUCUGGCCAUGUGUGUCAAUUUUUGAUAAGUCGAAGUGGCGUUCCUGCGUGUUUUCUAAUGGAACAUGUCUUUUGUAAGUGUGUUGCAGCUGUCUCGAUGUGAUCAAACAAAAUGAUGGGAGUCCUUUACCUAUGUACACUUGGCAUGAGAUCUCUGUAUGCGUUAUUUCCAAACCAAACUGUACUGAGAUUAGUUGUAGUAUUUGACGUUGUUAUUCGAGUACCCAUUUCGAUGAAAGAGAUUAUUAAGUCGGAUGUCGACACGCCAACUGUUCUUAACCCUUAUCAUUUUUUUGAUCAAUUGAAUAAUAUUUUUUCAUAUCCCAUGUCGUUAAAUUAGGGACGAAUAUUAAGGGCAUUUGUAUUAUUUAGCCCAUUUGUUGGACCAAUAUUUUAACUAUUAAUACUUAAAAAUUGUUAGGCGUUAAGCGUGUGAUUUUAUCGUAAUAAGAGAGCAUCGAGCGGUAUUGUUGUUAGUCGUAAGGUUCUUCGGCACAAUGGCACUUCCUGUUUUUAAUUAGCACUUAUUCUGUGUCGAUGAAAAUAUGAUUAUGAAACUAAAUAAGAAGUUGUUACAUUAUUAUUAGGUAAGUGUUAAAUUGAUUGAGCUGAUAUGGACAAUGUUUAGUUACUGCCCCCUUUAAAUGUAGUUACAAAAAGUCUAGGGAAAUGUGAUGUUAAGGGUUUUAUCAAUGACAAAGUUGACUGCGGCGUUUCUCAAUUACAAGCGUCAGUAGCUCUUGUAUCUACUAAAAGACCUACUGAUGCUGUUAAAAUAAAUUUGAAUUUAGCAUCACCAGGUGGCGCGAGAGAUC